AUGACACUGGAGAUCGAGGCAGCGAUUCAUGCUGCCCGUGCCGAAGAGGCUGCCAAGAGGGCCAACAAGGGGAAGCCCGGGCCCGCAACAAAAUCCAUCGCAAACUCUGCGACCGCGACCAACGCCACGGGCAAGGAUGUUGAUGCUCAACGGGCAACACUACGAGGUUUUGCGAUUCAAGGAUGGGAAACCGCCAUCAAGAAGGUCCUCACGAAUGCAGGCACAUAUGCCAAACGCGCGAAGAACGAGGCUGUCCCAGCGACUGCAAGUAUGCCUUUGACUGACGCGAUGCGACUACUCAACCUGCUGGAGUUCACUCCUCGCAUGAAGUUUGUCACCGACAUGCACGACGAAAUCCUUGCUCACUCACGCACGUAUCCCGGUGGCAACGCCGGGGCCAAUUUCAAUCACGCUGCUAAAGAAAUGUGGGCUCGUGCUGACCAGAGUCACUGGGCUGCCGAGACACGGAAGGAUAUGGAAGCAGUCCCGAUCUCAGAGCUUAUUGCGAUGUUCAAGAACGGUCUGUGUAGUGCAUUGAGUACAAUUCUUGGCACUGGUCGCCUUGGCCACUUUGUUGCCACUCUACAGCUUGGCUACCAUGAUGCUGCCAAGGACCAAAUGGUCUUCGAAGUUGGCGAAGUUCUUCCCCCAGACUCGGGGAUUCAACGAGAGUUUCACGAGAUGUUCUCGACCGAGUCCGGUGCGCAGCUCCGCGCGAUGCACCAGUGGGCUGCAGAGACCCUCAGAGAUCUUUCCCAAGACAAGAAUGCUGCUGCAGAUAAUCAUGAACGACUCGGAGCGCCGCAACUACCCUUAUUCACCCUCUCUGACUCCCAACUGGAGUCCCUGACAGUUGCCGAGCUCACGACCGAGAUUACGGCCUUCUUGAAUGCCUCCUUCGCAUUCUCGCAUGAAGCUGUGACAAUCCCCUGGGACGACAUCCGUGCCAACCCAGCUCAUUAUUACGACACCGACAUGGUCAAGCUCCCUUUCCCACUGGAUGAUCCGUCAAGGUUAAAGCCCAGUCAACGCUUCGAUAUCGCCACAGCUCUCCGUGACCUUACGGGACCGUUGUUCCGCAAACCGGGGGACUCGGAUGCCGAUCAAUUGAACGACAACAAUAGUGAAGCAGCUAUUUCCCGUGAACGCGCUGAGGCUGACCACCUUGCGGCGGCAGCGGCAGAAGCAGCUCGCAUUGAAGCUCAACGUAUUGCCUCCGAAAAGGCUGAAACAGCUCGGAUCGCAGCGGUCGAGCGCGAAAAGGCCGACCGCGAAAAGGCCGAGCGCGAACAGACCGAGCGCGAACAGGCCGAGCGCGAACAGGCCGAGCGUGAGGAAGCGGAUCGCAAGGCAGCUGAAGCAGUGGAGAAAGAGAAGGCUGAUGCAGCCCAGAAGUUGGUUGACUACGAGGCAGCUGUUGCAGAGGCGAGGAAGAGGAGACAGAAAAUUCCUCCCCGGCCAGAGGGCCUGCCAGAGCCUGACCUUUCGGAUGCCAUUACUAAGCCACGCCCUCGUCGAAAGCGCGUUCAUGAUGAAGUUGAAGCCGAGGUUCCCGCUUCCCGCAUUCUGCGCUCGCACAAGGAAGCUGCUGACAAGCGCCCCACAAAACGCCGCCGUUGA
This is a messenger RNA of Mycena indigotica, 1620 nucleotides long. RefSeq lists its product as uncharacterized. The record is from RefSeq and is a predicted model, not a curated record. The coding region runs from base 1 to 1620 and encodes 539 amino acids. Lineage: Eukaryota; Fungi; Basidiomycota; Agaricomycetes; Agaricales; Mycenaceae. The transcript is spliced from 6 exons.